AUGCGUCCUGACGGCCCAACGAUGGCGACGCCUGCGGAGUCCCUGAGGAAGCGGAGGCGCGGGGACGCGGAUAACGGGCCGGACUCUCCGUCCCCGCCGGCGCGUGAGCCCGCGGGCUGCCUCCGCGCCGGCACCUUCUGGCUGACCAGAGUCGUGCUCCUGAGGGCCCUAGCUUUCGUUUACUGUGUGGCAUUCCUGGUGGCUUUUCAGCAGAACAAGCAGCUGAUUGGGGACCGGGGGCUGCUUCCCUGCAGACUGUACCUGCAGAGAGUCCAGCAGCACUUCAAGGGCCGGCUCGGCUGGGACGCGCUGAGUACCACGCCCACCCUCCUCUGGUUCAUGGACUGGUCGCACAUGGACACCAAUCUGGACCUCCUGGCCUUGGCCGGCUUGGGCCUCUCAUCCUUCAUCCUGGUGGCCGGCUGUGCCAACAUGGUCCUCAUGGCCACCCUCUGGGCCCUCUACUUAUCCCUGGUCAACGUGGGACAGAUCUGGUACGCCUUUGGCUGGGAGUCCCAGCUCCUGGAGACAGGGUUCCUGGGGAUCUUCCUGUGUCCACUGUGGACGCUGUCCCGCUUGCCCCGCCACACGCCCGUGUCCCGCAUCGUCAUCUGGGGGUUCCAGUGGCUCAUCUUCAGAAUCAUGCUUGGAGCAGGACUAAUCAAGGUCCGGGGUGACCAGUGCUGGCGAGACCUGACCUGCAUGGACUACCACUAUGAGACCCAGCCCGUGCCCAACCCCAUGGCCUACUAUCUGCACCGCUCACCCUGGUGGGUGCACCGCGUGGAGACUUUCGGCAACCACGUCAUCGAGCUCCUGGUGCCCUUCUUCCUGGUCCUGGGGCGGCGCCUCUGCCUGCUCCAUGGCCUGCUGCAGGGCCUCUUCCAGGUCAGUGCGCCCCGAGCCACGCUGGGUCCCCAUGCCAUGUUUGUGUGUCUGAUGCAUGUCCGUGUGUCUGAGGAUUUGCGUGCUGUGUUCGUGACGCACUGGCCAGCCUCUCCCCUCCCCUCCACACAGACCUACGAGGAGCAUGAGUGGGUCAUCCACCUGGCCGGCAAGCUGCUGACCAACGAUGCCCAGGCCCUGUCCCUGCUGGCCCACAACCCGUUCGAGGGCAGAGCACCCCCAAGGUGGGUCCGCGCCGAGCAUUACCGCUACAAGUUCAGCCGCCCCGGGGGCCUGCACGCCAACCAGGGUGAGUGGUGGGUCCGCAAGAGGAUCGGCCCCUACUUUCCCCCUCUCAGCCUCAGGGACCUGAAGGGCUACUUUGAGGCCAGGGAGUGGCCACACCCAGAGCUCGCUUAGGGGACUGCACCGACAAGACCACGGCGAAGCGGCUGGGCUGGGGCGAGUGACCCGACAUGGACCCCGCCUGCCUUACUCUACUUGUUUCUAAUAAAGUGAACUGAGGAGGGCACCACGGGGUGUCCCCCAGCUCUGCCCCCA
Messenger RNA from Echinops telfairi (small Madagascar hedgehog), 1446 nucleotides. It is a transcript of the gene LMF1, whose product is annotated as lipase maturation factor 1. The transcript has 9 exons. Lineage: Eukaryota; Metazoa; Chordata; Mammalia; Afrosoricida; Tenrecidae. Gene Ontology annotation, cellular component: endoplasmic reticulum membrane. The record is from RefSeq and is a predicted model, not a curated record. Bases 1 to 1305 code for a protein of 434 amino acids. Gene Ontology annotation, biological process: protein maturation.